This is a messenger RNA of Quercus lobata, 1889 nucleotides long. Its product is annotated as flavonoid 3'-monooxygenase-like. The transcript has 2 exons. The coding region runs from base 199 to 1794 and encodes 531 amino acids. Gene Ontology annotation, molecular function: heme binding; iron ion binding; monooxygenase activity. The record is from RefSeq and is a predicted model, not a curated record. Lineage: Eukaryota; Viridiplantae; Streptophyta; Magnoliopsida; Fagales; Fagaceae.
UUUCACUAUUAUCAUUGUCAUUUCAUCAUCUUAAUCUAUAGCCACAAAAAUCCUUUUCAUAUUAUAUAUUUCCUCUAUCAAGUGCAAAAUAUAUACCCGAAGAAGUCACAGAUCUUCUGCAUUAAACAUUUCAAUAUUUGAUAUCAAUUUCCUAUUCUCAGUUCUUGCAUUUUCUUUUUUACGUUCACAAAGGCUGACAUGUUGAAUACAGUUUCCGCCACGUGGUCACGGUGGUGGAGUGCUAGCAACGACAAAGAUGAACUUUCUAGAGCAAAUCUCACUGCUUUAGUCUCUAUAUUCGCGGUGUUGUUCUGGUUCUUAUGGGCAGCCAAGAAAUCAAGAAAGCCUCCAUUGCCACCAGGUCCACGUGGCUUGCCACUACUUGGGUACCUUCCCUUUCUAGGUACCAACCUUCAUAGGAAAUUUGAGGAACUGGCAGGGCUCUAUGGACCUAUCUACAAGGUUUGGCUUGGACAAAAAUUAUGUGUCGUGAUAAGUUCACCAUCACUGGUGAAAGAAGUGGUUCGUGACCAAGACAGAAUAUUCGCCAACCGUGACCCUCCCAUAGCUGCACGAGUUGCCACAUAUGGGGGAGCUGAUAUUGCAUUUUCAUCGUAUGGUCCUGAUUGGAAGAAGUUGCGUAAGAUUUUUGUGCGAGAAAUGCUGAGUAAUUCAAAUCUUGAUGGUUCUUACACCCUACGAAGGGAAGAAGUAAAAAAGUCUAUUAGAAAUGUGUAUGACAAAAUAGGCACUCCCAUAGAUCUCGGGCUAUUGGCAUUUGUGACUGCAGUAAACGCGGUCAUGAACAUGGUGUGGGGUGACUCGCUACAAGGAGAGGAAGGGACUAAAAUUGGAGCUGAGUUUAAAAGAUUAGUGGGGGAACAGAUGGUGCUAAUGGGAAAACCAAAUGUCUCGGACUUUUUCCCAGGGCUUGCAAUGUUUGAUUUACAAGGGAUUGAGAGAAAAGGAAAGAGGAUUGUGCAAUGGAUUGAGCGCAUUCUUGAUUCAGCCAUUGAAAAAAGGAUGAAUUCUAACACAGGCAAAAAUGAGGGGACUGGACAGAUGGAACAAAGGAAGGACUUCUUGCAACUUCUCUUGGAGUUAAGGGAACAAGAUGGUGCUGCAACAUCAAUUAGCAUGAGGCAAGUGAAGGCCAUGCUUAUGGACAUAUUGGUGGGUGGAACUGAUACCACAUCAACCAUGGUGGAAUGGGUGAUGGCAGAGCUGAUGCAGCAUCCAGAGGCAAUGAGGAAAGUCAAUGAAGAGUUAACAGAAUUUGUGGGUUUGGAUAGCUUAGUUGAAGAAUCCCAUUUUCCCAAAUUACACUAUUUAGAUGCUGUCAUUAAAGAGACGUUCCGCUUGCACCCCGCGCUUCCCCUCCUACUGCCUCGUUGUCCAAGCCAAUCUAGCACUGUUGGUGGGUACUACAUACCCAAAGGUUGUAUGGUUUGGUUAAAUGUUUGGGCGAUACAUAGGGACCCAAAGAUUUGGGAGAAUCCAUUGGAAUUUCAACCAGAAAGGUUCCUAAAUGAGUCAAGCAAUUUGGAUUAUUUUGGCAACAGUUUUAAUUAUAUUCCAUUUGGAUCUGGGAGAAGAAUAUGUGCAGGGCUUCCAUUAGCAGAAAAAACUCUGAUGUACAUCUUAGCUUCGCUCUUGCAUUCAUUUGAGUGGAAAUUGCCACAUGGUACAGAGUUGGAAUUUUCUGACAAUUUUGGUAUCGUUACCAAAAAAUUGAACCCAACAGUUGCUGUUCCAACACCAAGGUUAUCCAACUUUGAGCUCUACACAAAAUAAAAUUCUGUAUUGUAGUUACUUUCUUUUUUAAGUCAACAUGUCAUGUAAGAUGUUUCUAUUUUUCUAGUCUAAAUAAAGCUGAUAUGCUUGUCCUU